ACAUGUCGUCAAAUGGCCACUGUAUUCUGCGGUUCCAUUGACAGCUUUCAGCUGUGAUUUUCAGUUAACUUAAAUCGUCAAGCGAAAAAAAUUAAAAUAACAUAAACCUAAUCUUUGACUUAUGGAAUGUUACCAAUCAAUUAAUUGGAUAUGGAGUCACAGGUGCAUUUUACCUUUGAGCAUCACCCUGCAGUAUUUGAGUAUCAUAUGAUGAAAAUAUAAAACUGGAAACCAGUUAAAAUCUCAAGGAGUGCAAAAUGGAGAUAGAUGAACUUCAAAUAGAUGCCCCUUGGGGAAUAAUUGCUAGUAGUUAAGACCUGGGGAGAUGCAUCUGACCCCGCGUUACUCUGUUUUCAUGGGGUUAUGGACAAUGCAGGGACAUUCAACAGAUUGAUACCACUAUUAUCCAAGUCCUAUUAUUAUAUUGCUGUAGACUUACCAGGGCAUGGAAAAUCUAGUCACUUUCCUCCCCAUUUGCCAAUCCAUUCUACUGACUACCUUUUGGCAUACCAACUGGUGAUCAAUCACUUCAAUAGAAAGAAGUAUAUUUUAAUGGGACAUAGCUAUGGAGGUCAAUUAGGGCUUCUCUAUGCUCAAAUGUACCCCAAUAGAAUAGAUAAGUUAAUUAUGCUUGAUACUUUGCACCUAUUUCCAGUACCUUCACGCUAUUUCAAAAAUAUUCUGGAAGAAAAGAUACUGUUGCAUCUUGAAAUUGAACAGAAGUCAAAAAUCAAAAGGCCUCCAAUGUACACAUUUGAGGAGGCAAUACAGAAAAUUAGACAAGGUAGGUCUUUUCCAUUACGAUUAGAGGCUGCAGAAGAGUUGCUGAAAAGAGCUUUGAUACCAGCAGGAAAUGGUAAAUACUGGCUUUCAUUUGAUCAAAGAUUAAAAAAUUUCAUUAAUCCAUUACAUGACUUUAGAUAUGCCUUAGAAACGUUAAAGAAAUUCCCUGUACACUGUCCAGUGUUGAUAAUUUUAGGCAAAGAUUCAAAGGGACAGCAAAUAUUUUUGAAACCGUUCUUAGAUUAUUACAAAAAACAGAGCAAUUUUGUUGUAAUAAUUGUGCCUGGAGAUCAUGAUGUUCACAAUAAUGAGCCAGAAGAGGUGGCUUCACAUAUUGCUCAGUUUUUAAUAGGUCAAUCUAGCAGUAAACUUUAAUAUCUAUGUUAUUGUAAAAAGUGUAAAAUAUAAAUUAAUUAUAUAAGAUAUCUGAAACAUUCAAACACAUUAACCACUUCAACCGAAAUUAGCUAAUGUGAUGUACCUAUAUUUUUGUUAAUGUUAAAUUGUACAAGUAAAUGAAAAAUGUAAUAUUAAAAUGUAGUUUUUCUAAAUAAAGUUAACCAAUAGGUAUGGAAAGUUAUAA
This is a messenger RNA of Cylas formicarius (sweet potato weevil), 1366 nucleotides long. RefSeq names its product serine hydrolase-like protein. Lineage: Eukaryota; Metazoa; Arthropoda; Insecta; Coleoptera; Brentidae. The record is from RefSeq and is a predicted model, not a curated record. The coding region runs from base 364 to 1158 and encodes 264 amino acids. Gene Ontology annotation, molecular function: catalytic activity. The transcript has 2 exons.